This is a messenger RNA of Spea bombifrons (plains spadefoot toad), 1022 nucleotides long. RefSeq names its product polycomb group ring finger 3 (gene PCGF3). The transcript has 9 exons. Gene Ontology annotation, biological process: regulation of transcription by RNA polymerase II. The record is from RefSeq and is a predicted model, not a curated record. Bases 193 to 921 code for a protein of 242 amino acids. Lineage: Eukaryota; Metazoa; Chordata; Amphibia; Anura; Pelobatidae. Gene Ontology annotation, cellular component: PRC1 complex.
CAUUAGAGACACACAUAUGCACAAACACAGCAAGGCUUCUCUCCCUGCCCUGUGUGUCUGUGCUUUGCCCGGUGGAGAAACCCCCCUCCAGCAAGCGGCAGCUUCAUCUCCAGAGAUACACCACACACAGCAAGUAACCCGGGCAGCGGCGGCAGCAGCACCUCUCAACAAUAAGGAUUGCAGACACCAAAGAUGCUGACCAGAAAGAUAAAGCUCUGGGACAUCAAUGCGCAUAUCACUUGUCGCCUGUGCAAUGGAUAUCUCAUCGAUGCUACUACCGUAACCGAGUGCCUGCACACCUUUUGUAGAAGUUGCUUGGUGAAAUAUUUAGAAGAAAAUAACACAUGCCCCACAUGUAGAAUUGUCAUCCACCAGAGCCAUCCGCUACAGUAUAUAGGUCAUGACCGAACAAUGCAAGAUAUUGUUUACAAACUUGUGCCGGGGCUCCAAGAAGAGGAAAUUCGCAAACAGCGAGAGUUUUAUCACAAACUUGGCUUGGAAGUUCCAGGAGAUAUCAAAGCUGAAACCUGUACGGCAAAGCAGCAUGUGGAAACCAUCCGCAAUGGAGAAACAAAAACAGAAGAAAACACAGCUAAGGAUACAACAGAGGAAAAACAAGAGGAAGAUCACGACUACCACAGAAGUGAUGAACAGGUGAGCAUAUGCUUAGAAUGCAACAGCAGCAAAUUGCGUGGACUUAAGCGAAAAUGGAUACGAUGCUCGGCACAAGCGACAGUGUUACAUCUCAAGAAGUUCAUAGCCAAAAAACUUAACCUAUCAUCCUUCAAUGAGCUGGACAUUUUAUGCAAUGAAGAAAUACUUGGCAAGGACCAUACACUCAAGUUUGUUGUUGUCACACGGUGGAGAUUUAAGAAAGCACCACUCCUUCUGCAUUACAGACCGAAAAUGGACUUGCUGUAAAAAGAACUUCCUUGUCCAAUUUGGGCAGAGAUUUUGCAGAGACUAUCAUGGGCACCUCCACAGUGCGCCACGUUCCUCACCACAUGUGACCAGAACCAGCG